Octodon degus (degu) is the source of this 3335-nucleotide messenger RNA. It is a transcript of the gene Hp1bp3, whose product is annotated as heterochromatin protein 1 binding protein 3. Gene Ontology annotation, cellular component: nucleus; nucleosome; chromosome. Lineage: Eukaryota; Metazoa; Chordata; Mammalia; Rodentia; Octodontidae. The coding region runs from base 230 to 1858 and encodes 542 amino acids. Gene Ontology annotation, molecular function: nucleosome binding; DNA binding. Gene Ontology annotation, biological process: heterochromatin organization; nucleosome assembly. The transcript is spliced from 14 exons. The record is from RefSeq and is a predicted model, not a curated record.
CAGGGGGGCGGGGCGGCAGAGUUCGGCGGCUGGGCCUGGAGGACAGCUGCGGCGGAGGCGACAGCGAGCGGUGGGAGCGGCGCCGAGAGGCCGUACGGGGCGCGGGUACCAGGAAGGGGGAGCAUAGAGGUUGAUUCUUCAUCACACUGAAACCAUUAGGAAAAAUCCUUGUGGUUAACAGCAGAGGCUUCAGAGUGUAACCUGUACUCGAGCCUAGAAAUUAUUUUAAAUGGCGACUGAUACGUCUCAAGGUGAACUCGUCCAUCCUAAGGCACUCCCACUUAUAGUAGGAGCUCAGCUGAUCCACGCGGACAAGUUAGGUGAGAAGGUAGAAGAUAGCACCAUGCCGAUUCGUCGAGCUGUGAAUUCUACCCGAGAAACUCCACCCAAAAGCAAACUUGCUGAAGGGGAAGAAGAAAAGCCAGAACCAGAUGUAAGUUCAGAGGAAUCUAUCUCCACUGUAGAAGAACAAGAGAAUGAAACUCCACCUGCUACAUCUAGUGAAACAGAACAGCCCAAGGGAGAACCUGAGACUGAAGAGAAGGAAGAAAAUAAGUCUUCUGAAGAAACCAAAAAGGAGGAGAAAGAUCAGUCUAAGGAAAAGGAGAAGAAAGUGAAAAAAACAAUACCUUCCUGGGCUACUCUUUCUGCCAGCCAGCUAGCCAGGGCCCAGAAACAAACACCGAUGGCUUCCUCACCUCGUCCCAAGAUGGAUGCAAUUCUAACUGAGGCCAUUAAGGCAUGCUUCCAGAAGAGUGGUGCAUCAGUUGUUGCUAUUCGAAAAUACAUAAUCCAUAAAUAUCCUUCUUUGGAGUUGGAGAGACGGGAGAACAGAAGAAACAUGAUGGUAAAAGGAAAAGGUGCAUCUGGAAGUUUCGUUGUGGUCCAGAAAUCAAGAAAAACAUCUCAGAAAUCCAGAAACAGAAAGAAGAGGAGCUCUGCAGUGGAUCCAGAACCACAAGUGAAAUUGGAGGAUAUCCUCCCACUGGCCUUUACUCGCCUUUGUGAACCUAAGGAAGCUUCCUAUAGUCUUAUCAGGAAAUACGUGUCUCAGUAUUACCCCAAGCUUAGAGUGGACAUCAGGCCUCAGCUGUUGAAGAAUGCUCUGCAGAGAGCAGUAGAGAGAGGCCAGUUAGAACAAAUAACUGGCAAAGGUGCAUCGGGGACAUUCCAGCUGAAGAAAUCAGGGGAGAAACCCCUGCUUGGUGGAAGCCCAAUGGAAUAUGCAAUCUUGUCUGCCAUUGCUGCCAUGAAUGAGCCGAAGACAUGCUCCACCACUGCUCUGAAGAAGUAUGUCCUGGAGAAUCACCCAGGGACCAAUUCUAAUUAUCAAAUGCAUUUGCUGAAGAAAACUCUGCAGAAAUGUGAAAAGAAUGGGUGGAUGGAGCAGAUCUCUGGUAAAGGAUUCAGUGGCACCUUCCAGCUCUGUUUUCCAUAUUACCCAAGCCCAGGAGUUCUAUUUCCAAAGAAAGAGCCAGAUGACUCCAAAGAUGAGGAAGAAGAUGAAGAUGAAGAUGAGUCAUCAGAAGACUCUGAGGAUGAGGAGCCGCCACCUAAGAGGAGAUUGCAAAAGAAAACUCCAGCCAAGUCCCAAAGGAAAGUGGCACCCAUGAAGCAGAGAGGAUCCAAGCCUGCACCUAAAGUUCCAGCCGCUCAGCGGGGAAAAGCUAGGCCCCUGCCCAAGAAAUCCCCUCCUAAGGCCAAAACUCCUGCCAAGAAAGCCAGACCCUCACCCUCAGUCAUCAAGAAAUCGAGUGGUAGCUCCGUGAAGAAGCCUGCAGCCAGUGUGAGAAAGGAAGUGAAAUUACCUGGCAAGGGCAAAUCCAACAUGAAGAAGUCUUUCAAAACAAAAAAGUAAAUUUUAUAGCAAGAAAAGGUGUCAUGAUAAAAUUCAAAGUCUUAUUUUAUAAGGUCAGUGUGCAUUUGUUAGUUUUGAUGCUUACAAAAUUUCUUUUUUUUCCUCCCAUAUGAACAUUGUGGGGAGGGCGUAUAAUAAUCCUGUUUAGGCAUUUGUUAGCUUUAGGUGCUGUUUUUGGUGCCUACCCUUUCCUCCCCUCCCCCCCCAUCAUUUUGAUUUCUGCCAUAAUCUGGGACGCUUCUAAACUAUAUAAUCUAUACUUAACUUUUUUGUCCCACCUACCCCAACCUCUCUGUGUUUUUUAUGAUAAGCUUUGGUGCCUCCCUCUCCAUUUUUCCCUUUUCCUCGGUGUCUCCUGCUUUUACCUAAACACUUGUAAAGAUUUUUAUAUUUUUAGAAUGCAUCAAGAACAGGAUGCUGGUCAGGUGCUGGAAAUAAAAAAAGUCAUUGUAGCACUGACGGAACGGUAAAGCCUCCUGCCUGGAGACUUCAGUGAUAGCUAUAAUAAUUAAUCUUAUUUAUGAAGUUACUCCACUAAUCCUCUUUCUCCAACUCUGAACAGAGACAACUUAGCUUUGGAAAUAACCUUGAAACAGUGUGAUCACAUUUAUUUCUGAAAAUGGGCCACUUUUCACAUUGACAGCUCACUAGCCCAGAGCAUUGCAGUCCCUUCACAGCAAGCACAAGUUCUCUACACCACUUGGUUCUGACUGCAGGGGAAACACAGGACUAUAUUGAGUCCAAUUUCCAGUGUCAUCUCUGUUACCAAAAAAUCAAAACGUAUGAAGUCUUCUUGAGGAAAUGUUUAAAUAUAUUUUUUAAUAUUUGAAGCAUGAGUUGUCAUUUACUGUUUGCCUUUUUUAUGAGGAAAUGUUGGAGAGUUACAAAUGUAGAACCGUUAAGUGGAAAAACAUAGUUUGCUUAAAUAAAAUAGAUUUCAGAUUCAUCUAUGAAUUUUUCCCCUUUCUUUCAAUAGCACUUUUGAUACCAAGCAAUUGGCUUCCUUUUUGAGAUAUUUUAAAUAAAAAGAAAAAGAAAAGUAAAUGAAGCCCUACUACCUAACCCUUUUUUUUAUUUGCAUUUGUUUUAGUAUUGAGAAUUUGUACUAAAAUAGUACUAGCUUUCUACUUGAGAAAUAUCAAUUUCUGGCCCUCGUUUCUCUUCCCUGUGGCACUUAAUUGUCUUAAACUCUUUGGCAUACAUCAUCUGGGCCCCUGCGGGCUGCCAGAGGCAGAAGGUGUUUGUUUUAUAUUCAUUCCACUGCGUCGUCUGCUGGGCCCCAUCUUCAGUGUGAGUGUGGCUGGGAAACGGACUUGAGAAGACGGACCUGAGUGAGGCCGUCACCGUGUGUGAUCCCAUCAUGCGCUCAUUGGAGUUCGUGCUGCAUGUAAGGCAAUCUUUCCUGUUGUAAAUCUUCCUUUUUUUAUGUACAUAAUAUUUUGAAAAAUAUGAAUAAACAUGAAAUUUUAAAAGCUGC